This is a messenger RNA of Tauraco erythrolophus (red-crested turaco), 384 nucleotides long. It is a transcript of the gene FABP1, whose product is annotated as fatty acid binding protein 1. The record is from RefSeq and is a predicted model, not a curated record. NCBI's taxonomy places the organism in Eukaryota, Metazoa, Chordata, Aves, Musophagiformes, Musophagidae. Gene Ontology annotation, molecular function: lipid binding.
ACCAUGAGCUUCACUGGAAAGUACGAACUCCAGUCCCAGGAAAAUUUUGAGCCUUUUAUGAAAGCCCUUGGACUUCCCGAUGACCAGAUCCAGAAAGGCAAGGACAUCAAGAGCAUCUCGGAAAUCGUGCAGGAUGGGAAAAAAUUCAAGAUUACUGUGACCACUGGCUCCAAAGUGCUGCACAACGAGUUCACCGUCGGGGAGGAGUGCGACAUAGAGAUGCUGACAGGAGAGAAAGUCAAGACUGUUGUUCAGCUGGAAGGUAACAAACUGAUCACAAAUGUGAAAGGGCUGAAAUCCGUCACUGAACUCAACGGAGACACCAUCACCCAUGUGAUGACCCUGGGAGACCUCACCUUCAAGAGAAUCAGCAAGAGAAUCUAG